Molecule: messenger RNA, 1935 nt
Organism: Ambispora gerdemannii
Lineage: Eukaryota; Fungi; Glomeromycota; Glomeromycetes; Archaeosporales; Ambisporaceae
Source: the annotation of a GenBank genome assembly
AUGAUUCACCACAGCAAAUUACCAAAAUUUCCUGAUGACCUGGAAUUAUUACCACAAGAAAAAAAUAAUGAAUUUCAAUCACGAAGACUAGCUACUAUUAUUACUGGUCCAGAGGGAGUACGACGACAUAUAAAUCAACGUGGUGCUAUGCAGAAGCGAGGGCCGUUUCCUAUGGUCAAGCAAUUACAUUACAAGAAAAAAGCAGUGCAAGUUAAAGAACUUCCCAAAAAAUUGUCGGAAGCUAACCAAGCUAAAAAGCGAUCAGGACUGAAUAAUGCGAUUAUGGGAAUUCCGCGUGAGGAAAAUUUCCUUCCGAUAAUUUUCGGUGAUGGUGUAGUCGAACGAGAAUUAGCUUUUGGAUUUGACAAGUUAUCAAUAGCAAAAGAUAAAGAGUAUGCUGAACCAGAGGCAUCAUGGAAAACACAGAGAUCGACUACCUCAGCAUCAACAAUUUUAAUGAAUGGUUCCAAUAAGCGGAAACGCGUCACCUUUGAUUCUCAUCCACCGCCUAUUCCAACAGAAACGGUGAAGGGUGAAAAAAAUUCCCCCUCAUCUUUCGCUUCAUAUAGUCCAUCAAAGAAGGAAAAUGGAAAAUCUUCGUCAAUAUUUGAGCCUCGUCCAAAGUUAAAAGUCAACGCUACCCCUUUCCUUCCUCGUACCUCAUUUCCACGAGAGAAUCUACAAUCAUUACAUCCACAUUCAGCUCAAGUCACUCCUAGGAAAGAUCAGCAACCAACUCCUGCUUUCAUAAAAAGGAAUGAGAAUAUUCGCUUUUAUUAUCCAUCUUCACAAGAAUCGAGUCCCUCAAAAACACCCUAUACUCCUACACCUAAAGAUUCACAUCAACGACGACAUCUUGGUCUCACUUCUUUAAGGUCGCGUCACCAUAUUGGGUUUAAUCUUGGUUUCAGUCUUGUAUCUCCAUCGCCCGGUAAAAAAAAAUAUCCUCUUCCUUAUCCUCUCUCUGGACCAUCUUCACCUAUUGAAAAUUUACCCGCUGAAAGCAAAGAAAAUCAAUUCAUAAAUGAUGAUCUGACAGAAGUAUCUAACAAGCUUUUCGAACAAUCAGAAGAAUCGGGACAUAUCGAUAAAGAUUCCUUGCACGAGCUUAAUGCAUCCGAUAUAUCAAGCACACGGGACUAUUCAGCAUCUGACGAAUCAGAAGAUGAAUUAAUACCUGACGCGGAAUCUAAAUCGAGGUUCUUUAGUGAUCUUAUCGAAGAACAAAAAUCAAGGAUCAGAGAAAUAAUUGAUGAAGCAAAAAAAGCAAGCAAAGUUGUUUCGCAAAUGGGACCUACAAUCGUCGAGGAGAAAGAUUUAGAUACUUUACAACCCAAGCGAUAUAUCAAUGGAGAAAUUAUCAGUAUGUAUGCGAGACUUUUAAAUGCUCGUGUUCUAGAACGACGCUCUGCCGGGGAUGUAAAUCAACAAGACGUGUUUAUGACCAAUACAUAUUUCUAUACACUGGUUGAGAAAGCGAGGAAGAGCGGAAAUUUCAAGAAACUAGAAAAAUGGCUCAGUAAUAACAAUGUCCCAGAUAUAUUCAAAAAAGACAAACUCUUAGUCCCUGUGCAUCUCGGUAACCACUGGGUAUGCGCCGUGAUCAACAUAAAUGAAAAAACAAUAAGUGUGUACGAUUCCGGUGCACGAUUUGGAAGCGGUGGGACCCAAUCCAUUGGACCGAAUCUGUUAGAGUUCAUACAAGGAUACCAUGUCCUAAAAAAACAACAGCCAGACCGGGACGAAUGGACGGUCGACCUGUUUCCUAGUGAAAUACCGCAACAGCCGAAUGGUUAUGACUGCGGCGUGUAUACAAUGUUGUUUGCUGACUAUAUAAGCGAACAGCGAGAAUUUGACUUUGAUAAUUUGGAUAUGUCAAUUUAUCGAAAUCGUAUAAAAUAUGAAGUGGUAACUAGGACAUUGAUCAAAUAUUAA